This is a messenger RNA of Ectocarpus sp. CCAP 1310/34, 2069 nucleotides long. NCBI's taxonomy places the organism in Eukaryota, Phaeophyceae, Ectocarpales, Ectocarpaceae. The record is from the annotation of a GenBank genome assembly.
CGAGGAGCGAGUGCUGAGUAGCGAGCGAUUGAGCCACUCAGAUCAUGCACACAACCAACUCUUACCGUGGAAUCAUGAUGACACGCUCGGCCACCUUGAUUGCCUUGGGAAUUGCCUUCCACCACGGCUGUGAUGGGUUCGGAGUCGCGAGACCAACGACGGCUGGCUGCCGAAACGCGGCGAGAGGGCCAGGGACAAGGAGAACGAGGGGAUGGGGCUCAAGGGCGCAGCAGGCCCCUGCCAUGUCGACUGCCGUGGCGACGAGCCCCAUCGACCUGUCCGGCGACGGAGGCGUGACCCGCGAGAUGAUCAAGGAGGGGAGCGGGAAGGGCCUCGCGACGGGGGAUAUCGCCACGGUCCGCUUCACGGGAACGGUCGCCGAGACCGGACUGGUGUUCUCUAAGGGAGACGAGUACCUCACCACCCUGGAGGACGGCACGAUGAUCAGCGGCUGGGACACAGGGCUGGCGGGACUCCGCAAAGGGGACCGCGCGCUUAUCAAGUGUACCUCGCGGUAUGGGUACGGUGCCGAGGGCGUCACCCCCAUCGUUCCUCCGAACGCUAACCUGGUGUUCGACGUGGAGCUACUGGAGAACGAGGGCAACAUCAUGAACCCGGCUACCUUCGUCGACGCGAACCCGCUCACCCCUCGCACCCCGGACACCAUUGCCGAGGCGUUCGACUCCAAGAGCAGGCGGAAGGCGUUGGCGGCGGCCGACGUGGACGAGCUAGAGGGGCUUGACAAGGUCAUCGCGUGGGCCAAGAACAUUUACAUCUUCGGGCUCUUCGAGGGAGAGACCGGCGAGGAAGCUCCCUGGUACCUCAAGCCGCUCAUCACUUUCCCCAUCAUGAUCACCAUCUGCGGCGUGGCGUUCUACGCGGUCCUUCUCUUGGGAGGCGUCACGACGGACAGGGGUACCGGGGUGCAGGACGACCCGAUGCUGGCUUCCCUCGGGGCGUACGCGUUGCGACAAAUGGGCGAGGCGCUAGCGUAAACCCACCUCAAGAAUAUUCUCGUCUCUUUGUACAGUUUUGUGUUGCCUACACAAAUUGUGCCGAGAAAACAUUCGACUGUUUGUUGCUCGCCAUGGGAUCGCUUUUGAUGAUGUGAAGGGUGAUAAUUCUAGCGAAAUUGCCGGGGCGAAUGAACGAAGGUAGAAUCGUACCAUGGAACGGGGAGGGCGUCUUUCUCGUGACGUCAUGGUUUUGUUUUCUCCUCAGGUGGAGGUGAAAGAUCCGCGCUCGUUCUGGUGGGGAUUCUGCGAGAUGGAAGGGCGGGGAGGGGGGGGGGGGGUGNGGGGGGGGGGGGGGGGGGGGGGGGGGGGGGGGGGGGGGGGGGGGGGGGGAUGAGACGCUCCACGUUCCGGAAGGAUGCAUCAGGCAUCGCUCUCGGGAGUAAACGGCCCCGCGCGCCUUCAAGAAUUGUUCGCAUGAGUCAGGGGCUCAAAUGCCGUUGCGAGACUCUCAGUACAUUAUUUUUUCAGAAAUGAAGGUAUGAGGACUGGAAGGGCCAUUGGUCGAGACUCUUGAAUACUGGCUGUUGCAUCACUGUGAAGCGUGCUUAUGUAGAAUGUGUGGCUGGGCGGCUGGUUAAGGCACGCAGUGAUUGACUUGCUUGAGGCAGUCCUUGUGGAUAUGGCAACCGAUAUGCCCUUCUCGCGCGUGGGUAAUAAUAGCGCAUCUCGCGUCUCCGGUGCAGAAGAAACAUUGUACGAAGUAUAUACCGCAUCGUGGGUCGGUGCAGCACAGCAGUCAAGAAGUAGUCCAUGCUCCCGCGGGAGGGAGGAGGUAUAUCAGACAUCUGGAAGAUCAUUGGGCGCUGCCGGGGCAGCAGGGGCCUAUUGCACCGCACAACGAGCACGUCGGUUUCUCGGCCCCCCUGGCUGUUUGUGUUGGGACAAAACCAUGUCCAAGCUUUCAUGGCUUUCGUGGCUUUCGUCGUCAGGAAACACUGAUCUCCUGCUGACUGGCGCGACGUUCGAGCAGGGCGUCAGCAGCCAACCAGGGGGACGGGGCAUACUCAUGUUUGCCUUCCUUAGUUGUUAAGACAAUUGACCACGCGUCCUCGA